AUCCAUCAAGAGAGAGAGAGAGUGUAACAAAGUUCCUCACUUUCAUACUCAUUUGCAAAGAGAGAGAGAGAGAAAAUGGCACUGAGAGCAGCUAUUCUCCGCCAUGUUCGUGUGCCACUCCAAACCGCUCCAAAGCUGCAGCCAUGGGGUGGUUCCCUCCGCUUCAUGUCUUCACACGACGAUGAUCAUCUUACCAAAGAAGAGGUCAUCGACAGAGUCCUCGCUGUGGUCAAAGAUUUCCCCAAAGUGGAUCCUUCCAAGGUGGCUCCAGAUGUACAUUUCCAGAAGGACUUGGGUUUGGAUAGCUUGGACAACGUGGAAAUUGUAAUGGCACUAGAAGAGGAGUUCAAGCUGGAGAUUCCAGACAAGGAAGCUGAUAAAAUUGACUCUUGUGAUCUUGCUAUUGAGUAUAUUUCUAACCAUCCCAUGGCUAGUUAACUAAUGUUGUGUUUUUUCCUAUUUAGUUACAUGUUGAACUUAACAUCAUUGCAACCUGCCUUGUACUUCUUUCACUGGAUGUUUCUGGAAUCUGGUCUCUCUUUUAUCUUUUCCUUUUUUCCCAUUUGAAUUGGAGUGAAGAGGCUGGUUAUUGAAAAUAAUGUGAACUGUUCGGAAAUGAAUUUGUCAGUGAAGAACUGGUGAAGGACCAUAAUUUUAAGUUUUGCUUUUUAC
Molecule: messenger RNA, 672 nt
Organism: Gastrolobium bilobum
Lineage: Eukaryota; Viridiplantae; Streptophyta; Magnoliopsida; Fabales; Fabaceae
Product: acyl carrier protein 1, mitochondrial
Exons: 2
Coding region: 76-438 (120 amino acids)
Biological process (GO): fatty acid biosynthetic process
Cellular component (GO): mitochondrion
Molecular function (GO): acyl carrier activity; acyl binding
Source: RefSeq, a predicted model, not a curated record